This is a messenger RNA of Triticum aestivum (bread wheat), 918 nucleotides long. Its product is annotated as pectinesterase inhibitor 8. The transcript has a single exon. The coding region runs from base 1 to 744 and encodes 247 amino acids. Gene Ontology annotation, molecular function: enzyme inhibitor activity. The record is from RefSeq and is a predicted model, not a curated record. Lineage: Eukaryota; Viridiplantae; Streptophyta; Magnoliopsida; Poales; Poaceae.
AUGCAGUCCCCCACUUCGGUCCCGUCUCAACGCCCGGCAAACGACCACCGUCCACCUGUGAGCGUGCUACAGUGCGAGAGCAUCCGCCAUUAUAACCGGCAGACGAGUGCGUCGGCCAAGCAACUGCUCUACCAGACUCACUCCACACUCCGCUUCCGUGGAACGGACGAAGCUAACCAGCAACAGCGAGCGAUGGGGCCAUCCACCAUGGCUCGAGCCCUCGCGGCCGCGGCUGCCGUCCUCGCCGCCGUGGUCUGCGCCGGCGCGACCCCGGAGACGACGUGCAGGGCGGCGGCGGGCGCCGACAGGCGCGUGGACUACCGCUUCUGCGUGUCCAGGCUGAGCCAGCACCACGACAGCCCCGACGCCGACACGUGGGGCCUGGCCAAGGUGGCCGCCGACGUGGGCGUGCUCAUGGCCAGCAACGGCGUCUACGACAUCAAGGCCAUGCUCGCCGGCAAGGAGGAGCGGCCGGCGGGCGCCAGGGCGCGCGGGCCGCUGGAGCAGUGCGAGGCGCUGUACGACAGGAUGGGCGCCGCGUUCGCCGAGGCGUACGACGGCAUCGACCGGCGCGACUACGCGGCGGGCAAGGAGAAGGCCGGCGAGGCCGCGUCCCUCGCGCGCCGCUGCGCCCACGCCUUCGCCCGCGCCGGCGUCGCCGUGCCGCCGCGGCUGGCGAAGCAGGGCGCCGACUCGGUGCAGAUGGCCAUCGUCUGCACCGCCAUUACCAACCUCGUCAAGUGAUCUCCGCAUUGUCUGCCCGUCGAGGUGUCCCCAUUGUUGGUUGCUCGACCGUGAUGUCAUGUACGCUUGUGUUUGUGAUAUCGAUCGUUGAUAGGGCACUUAGUGGUAGUGGUACGACGUUCUUCACUGUUGUGUCGGUGUCAGAAGGGAAUAAAAAUUGCAUUAUCUUUUUCA